Messenger RNA from Nannizzia gypsea CBS 118893, 1383 nucleotides. RefSeq lists its product as hypothetical. The record is from RefSeq and is a predicted model, not a curated record. NCBI's taxonomy places the organism in Eukaryota, Fungi, Ascomycota, Eurotiomycetes, Onygenales, Arthrodermataceae. The coding region runs from base 1 to 1383 and encodes 460 amino acids. The transcript has 2 exons.
AUGAACGGCCAGAACUCGAGCUUGACCUCCAGCGGCAGCGAGGGUGCUGCUCUGCCAUGGAUCCUGGAGCAUCUCCUGGCAUACCCCGGCAGCUAUGAGAUCCCUCUACGCACCAUGUACACGCUCAACUCUUCUCCCCGGACAGCAGACCUAUCCAGCGGGUCUCCUUCUUUGAACGGUUCUGCUUUUUCAAAAGGUGGCUCAACUCCAUCUCCAGCCAGCUCUGCACCGUCCUCGCGUCAUGAAAAACACGGAUCUAGCGAUUCUACCAUGUCAGACACCGCUGCUCGGUUUAAGGCCCAAAUGAUGGCCCAGAUAGCUCAGCUACCAUCACAGCCAGCUUCUCUUCCACCAAGCUUUAUCACCUCAUUUGUUCGACGGUCUUUCCCACCUGUACUAGAGGAGGUGGAUUUCCCACAGGCUCUGACUGCGCUAGAUUACCUUAGAGACCUAGAAAACCGCCGCAAGAGAGAAGUUGUUAACGCUUUUGAUAGACUGGGGCUUACUGGAACCGACAGCGAGAGACUGGAGCUCUCCAGACGGUACCCUGGUGUCCUGGCCUGGGUUAAGAAUAUUGAAAGAAACGAGAGAGACGUUAUUGCCCUCUACACUCAAGUAUAUCUUCGCAUCAGAUAUUGGGCACUAGUGAAUGAGAUGCUUCUCACUCCAUUUAACAGAUACAAUUGUAUUGCCCUAUUGAAUACUCUGUUCCCUCCGCUGGAUUCAAGACCACCAACUCCACAUCUCAAUGGGAAGCUUCUGCUAGAUCAUCGCAUGCGAUUCUAUGACUAUAUCUGCUCCUUUGAGAAAAAGGGGGUACAGGUACUAAAACAUGUCAUUGAACAAGACAAACGACCCGGAGAGAAGACUGGCUGGCCAGUUGCUAGAGGCAUGAUAGAUAGCUAUCUCAACUUGGCAAACAGCAUCAUCAACGAAUGCUCUGAGGUCACCGGGUGCCAACACUUUGAAGAAGCCACCGAAGCAGGCCAGCGCAAAGGACGAAAAGUCGACUCUGGUAUCAGCUUUACUUCUUCUGAGCGCCCCUCGACGAGUGGAAGCUCCUCCAGCAGUUCUAAAAACUCUACAAAGAACUCUGCACCUCCAUCCCAAAAUAUGCAGCAUAAGGGCUCGAACGGAUCUACUCUAGAAAAAAUCGCACGGGAAAUCAAGAAACUAAAAUCCCGCGGCGACCUAAGAGACGCAGCCAAGGAGCCUAAACGGCCAAACACUGUUAAGAAAAUCAAGUCGUCUGGCCUCCUCAGGGAAACUAUGCGUGGCCUGUCCAUGAGCGACGAGCCUACUUUUGACCCAGACAAGUUCAAGCAACAGAGAAAACAGUGGGAGGCAAAGAAUGCACACAAGCUCAGACAAGCAACUGAGUGA